UGACAGCUGACUGGUUGACAGGACAUGAUACAAUUUAUAAAAGUUGUAGCAACAAAACAAACGCUAUUUCCUCUGUUUUCAAGUGUUUUCUUCGAUAUCCCAUUAGUAUCGGAAUUUAUUUGCACCAGUAUCGCCACUCCUAUAAGGACAGCAGUAUCCCGUGAGGCAGCAACAGUGCCAAAACGCUCACAUAAUUAUUUUGCAUUGUAACUGCAACGAGAGCAACCACUGUUAGAUGCAUUAUCAGUCUCCACUGUGAAAAUAUUUCACUUAUUAUUAGUACUUAAGCAGAAAUAUUUAAAAUGCAAGACGAGGAUCGCAAGGCAAUACAAAACAAUUUUAUAUCUCUCGUGGAACAAACAGAUCUGGAUGUAAUGGUCUCAUCCCUGUACGAAAAAGGAGUUUUCUCUGAGCGGAUGAUUGAACCAUAUAAGGAUGUAAGCAAAGAUGCUAAGUAUCGUAAGCGCCAGUUGUAUUUGGAUGUUACACGACGCGGACCCCAGGCUUUUGGUCAUUUGUUAGACGCACUUUCAGAAAACGGGUAUUGGGACAUAGUGCGGGACCUCGACCCCAACAGCUCUCUGCAUGCACGUCGACAAAGAAACCCCGUGCCGAGCACAAGUGUCGGCUCGAAUGAAAAGAAUUUCGUCAGCUUGUGCACCGAGAAACUAAAGACCAAGAAUGCAACCGACGUCAAUAAAAACCCCGCGCCGCCCGCGCCCCGCGCCCCCGCUGCCCCCGCGCGCUUGCCGGACCCCACCACCAUACCUCACUUCCAUGUUGUCAAAUCUACUACGUUUUUUGAAGAUAAUGACAGUGACAUCCCGCUGUACCGCACGCGUGGGCGUCGGCGCGGGUUCCUCGUGGUGUUCAGCUACGUGGAGUUCAACAACCUGGAGCCUUACCGGAACGGCGUCGACGUCGACUGCAAGAACCUGAAGUACCUCUUCGACGAGAUCGGCUUCAAGGUCAUCUCCUACCAGGACCUCACUAAAUCGCAAACCCUGGAGACGCUGAAGGGUCUGAAGGAGGUGGUGGGGGGGGCGGAGUGCGUUUUCAUCGUGGUGUCGUCGCACGGGUACGAGCGUCCGCGCAGCUCCGACAACGACAUCCGCUGCAAGGACGGUGGCCUCAUCGCCAUUAGGGACAUCAUAGACUACUUCAACAACAAGAACUUCCCCGCUCUACAGGGAGUGCCCAAGGUGUUCAUCUUCCAGCUGUGUCGCGGAAACAACGAGGAGUCCGUGUGGCGCCCGGGCGCCGUGACGGACGGCGCCAGUCGCGGCGCCAGUCGCGGCGCCCCGCCGGCGCCCGCGCCGCCGCUGCUGGCGCCGCCCGACGCGCCCGCGCCGCGCGACCGCGUGUACUCCGACAUACUCAUCGCGCACUCCACGGUGCCGGGUAACGUGGCGUACCGCGACAACGCGGCGGGCUCGUGGUACAUCCAGGCGCUGUGCGAGGUGUUCGCGGCGCGCGCGCACGACUGCCACGUCGAGAAGCUGUUCACGCUGGUGGACAAGCGCCUGCACGCCGCCUUCCUCGUGCAGACCUCGUCGGUCGACCGCUGGGGCUUCAACUGCCGGCUCUACCUGCACCCCGGCCUCUACGAGUCGCAGUGACCUCGGGAAUCCCUGCCGAUGUGCAGCCUACAAACUAUAAAUAAUGUAAAUACUGAUUUACUGCCAUCCCUAAGUGAGUACCGCCGCCUGAAGUGUGCACUGCGGGCGACGCGGACAGAAAGGGGGGAGGGGGUUAACUGUGCUCUCCUAUAUGCUGCAAAAUUUCGUUGCUCAAAAAGCUCGCUCAAGUUGAUCACUAGCAUACUAUGUAGUACUAUGAAGUGUCAUUCGAAAGCUUUAAUUUUUUAUCAAUUUGAAUUUUUGGUGUCUUUAAUGAUUGUAAUUAUAUGUAUGAUUAAUAGAAUCGACAGAUAAUGGAUUUAUAACAAUGGAAAUGAAAACAAUUAUCUUUGGUAUAGAACUGGUUCAUUUAAUUUGUAAGGACUAAAAGCGGCAACCAGAUCAGUGCAGCCAUUUUUUUUUUGGUAGAACCUACAUUCCAUACUUUUUGGCGUAAUUUUUGUAUGUAACUUGUAAUAUGACUUAUUUUUUAAACUUGAACAUUGUAUAAAUAUUGAAACGUUUUAAAGACAUAUUCUCACUGAACUUUUUAAUUUAACUGUACGAAAUACGUAAGUUGACAACAAAACAAGGAGUACUGUCCAGUUCUUGUUCGUUAUCAACACUAUGAAUAUAUCGAACUGAUGUGACUGUAUAAUAAUGUGUA
Vanessa atalanta (red admiral) is the source of this 2286-nucleotide messenger RNA. RefSeq names its product caspase-14-like (gene Dronc). The transcript is spliced from 10 exons. Gene Ontology annotation, molecular function: cysteine-type endopeptidase activity. The coding region runs from base 303 to 1619 and encodes 438 amino acids. Gene Ontology annotation, biological process: proteolysis; regulation of apoptotic process. NCBI's taxonomy places the organism in Eukaryota, Metazoa, Arthropoda, Insecta, Lepidoptera, Nymphalidae. The record is from RefSeq and is a predicted model, not a curated record.